AUGGCGUCGGCGGCGCGACGGCUUGGCAGCGACUGUCGGCUGCGAGGUGACGUAUGCGACGCGGCCUCGGGGAUGGGUGCCCUCCGCAGCAACUCGGCUCUGGCCGAAGUCGUGGCACCGACGUACUCCGAUGCGGAGACAACCGGCGUGCACGGAACCACUGCCGGCGGUGGUGGUUAUGGGAAUUUUUCCGAUUGGAAACUGCUCCCCUGCCGCUCAGAUGCAGACAGGGACCUGGUGGAGACGGUCUGGGGAAUCGCCGGCAGCGGCGUGCCGUUCCUCUGGGUGGUCCGGUCGGGCCUGGUCACCGCGGACGGGCUGACAUGGCUGCCGGAUGGGUUCGAGGAGGCGACACGCGGGCGCGGGAUGGUGGUGGAGUGGGCGCCGCAGGAGGAGGUGCUCUGGCACGCGGCCAUGGCCGGGUUCUGGACGCACGGGGGCUGGAACUCGACGACGGAGAGCGUUUGUGAGGGGAUGCCGAAGCUGUGUCGCCCGCACUUCGGCGACCAGAUGGGGAACGCCAGGUACGUGGAGCACGUGUGGAGGGUGGGCUUCGAGGUCGCCGGCGCGCUCGAGAGGGGCGGCAUGGAGGCCGCCAUCCGGCGGCUCGUCACAAGGAGCGAGGGAGCGGAGAUGCGGGCCAGGGCCAGGGACCUGGUGGAGACGGCCUGGGGCAUCGGAGAAUACACGUGA
Molecule: messenger RNA, 693 nt
Organism: Triticum urartu
Lineage: Eukaryota; Viridiplantae; Streptophyta; Magnoliopsida; Poales; Poaceae
Source: RefSeq, a predicted model, not a curated record